UCACCGUUCACGUCAGCCCUUGUUGAAUUCUCAGCUUCUGAAGCAGAGCUUGAGCAUGGUUUAGAGAGAGAGAGACAGUGACAGAGACUGAGAUCAACACUACCAAACGCUCUACCGUUUCGGUAGAAGAAGAAGAAUGGAGUCUUCUCUCUUCUUCCCUUCUUCAUCCCUUUCUUCUUUCGUCAAUACGAAUUCUACCUCUCUUCUUCCGCGGAGACCCAAAUUCUCCCGCCAUUGUUUCUCGAUCAAAUCCUCCAUAGAGAAACCCAAACCCAGUUCCGAGAGCAACCCAUCUAAAACCAGGUCGUGGGUAAGUCCCGACUGGCUCACAUCGCUCGCUCGGACUCUCACCUUAGGCCAAAACGACGAUUCGGGCAUACCCGUCGCGAGCGCAAAGCUCGAGGACGUGUCGGAUCUUCUGGGUGGUGCUCUGUUCUUGCCACUGUACAAAUGGAUGAACGAGUACGGACCCAUUUACCGUCUCGCUGCGGGGCCGAGGAAUUUUGUGGUGGUGAGCGAUCCAGCGAUCGCGAAGCAUGUGCUGAGGAAUUACGGGAAGUACGCGAAAGGGUUGGUCGCUGAAGUGUCGGAGUUCCUGUUCGGAUCGGGUUUUGCAAUCGCAGAAGGUCCGAUUUGGACGGCACGACGCAGGGCGGUGGUUCCGUCUCUUCACAAGAGGUAUCUAUCCGUAAUAGUUGACAGAGUCUUCUGCAAAUGCGCCGAAAGGAUGGUCGAGAAGCUUCAGCCUUAUGCUCAAGAUGGAACAUCUGUGAACAUGGAAGAGAAGUUCUCUCAGUUAACACUUGACGUCAUCGGUUUAUCGGUUUUCAACUACAAUUUCGAUUCGCUUGCUUCCGAUAGUCCCAUCAUAGAAGCCGUUUACACUGCUCUGAAAGAGGCCGAGCUUCGUUCCACCGAUCUUUUACCCUAUUGGAAGAUCGAUGCAUUGUGUAAGAUUAUCCCGAGGCAAGUAAAAGCCGAAAAGGCGGUGACUUUGAUCAGGGAAACCGUAGAAGAACUGAUUGCCAACUGUAAGGAAAUAGUCGAAAGAGAAGGCGAAAGAAUCAGCGACGAAGAGUAUGUAAAUGACGAUGAUCCAAGCAUUCUACGUUUCUUGCUCGCAAGCAGAGAAGAGGUUUCGAGUGUACAGUUACGAGAUGAUCUUCUCUCGAUGCUUGUUGCGGGUCAUGAGACCACCGGAUCUGUUCUCACUUGGACAUUGUAUCUCCUAAGUAAGGAUUCUCGGGCGUUGAUGAAAGCCCAAGAAGAAGUAGACAGAGUUUUACAGGGAAAAAACCCGACUUUCGAGGAUAUAAAAGAGCUGAAGUAUACCACUCGUUGUAUAAACGAGUCGAUGCGUCUCUACCCGCAUCCUCCCGUCUUGAUAAGAAGAGCUCAAUUUCCCGAUGUCCUUCCCGGAAACUACAAGGUUAACACGGGGCAAGACAUCAUGAUUUCGGUGUAUAACAUACAUCGUUCAUCCGAGGUUUGGGAAAGUGCAAACGAGUUCGUGCCCGAACGUUUCGACUUGCAAGGCCCUAUCCCCAACGAAUCAAACACAGAUUUCAAAUUCAUACCGUUCAGCGGAGGGCCAAGGAAAUGCGUAGGCGAUCAGUUUGCGUUAAUGGAAGCAAUAGUGGCGCUGGCGAUAUUCUUGCAGCGCCUAAACUUCGAGCUGGUCCCCGACCAGAACAUCGGCAUGACCACCGGAGCCACCAUUCACACCACCAAUGGUUUGUAUAUGACGGUCAGUCCAAGGCGGAGGUGAGGUGAAGGUUGAAAUGAUAACGUCGGCUCAUACCGGAGCAGCGAUCACAAUGAAAAAGCAUUAUAACUUUUUUUUAUAUAUGUUUUUAGCCAAUUUUCAUUUUAUAUUUUUAUAUUAUAAGGAAAAUGUGAUAAGUUUUUUGCUGAUUAUUUCGUAUAAUUCGCAUAUAUCCGUAAUAUAUUCUCAUGGCUUA
Messenger RNA from Tarenaya hassleriana, 1961 nucleotides. RefSeq names its product carotene epsilon-monooxygenase, chloroplastic. Gene Ontology annotation, biological process: carotenoid biosynthetic process. Gene Ontology annotation, molecular function: heme binding; iron ion binding. The record is from RefSeq and is a predicted model, not a curated record. Lineage: Eukaryota; Viridiplantae; Streptophyta; Magnoliopsida; Brassicales; Cleomaceae. The transcript is spliced from 9 exons. Gene Ontology annotation, cellular component: chloroplast. Bases 137 to 1768 code for a protein of 543 amino acids.